AUGCGGCGCGAGGGCGUGGACAUCCACAGCGAUGCGGAGGUGUCCUAUGUGGACGCGAUCCUGGGCACCCAGGUCAAGAUCACCACAGUGGACGGCCCGGUUGAGCUCAAAAUUCCCGCGGGGACCCAGCCGGGCACGACGCUGCUGAUGGCGAAGCGCGGCGUGCCGCGGCUCGGGCAGCCGGGGGUGCGCGGCAACCACCAGGUGCACGUGCGGGUGACGAUCCCCAAGUCACUCAGCAGCGAGGAGCGGAAGCUGGUGGAGGAGCUGCGGGAGGUGACGGCAAAGGCCAAGGUCGGGCCGUUCCGCUUCUGA
Messenger RNA from Monoraphidium neglectum, 315 nucleotides. RefSeq lists its product as hypothetical. Lineage: Eukaryota; Viridiplantae; Chlorophyta; Chlorophyceae; Sphaeropleales; Selenastraceae. Gene Ontology annotation, cellular component: cytoplasm. The record is from RefSeq and is a predicted model, not a curated record. The coding region runs from base 1 to 315 and encodes 104 amino acids. The transcript has a single exon. Gene Ontology annotation, biological process: protein refolding.